Paramuricea clavata is the source of this 2775-nucleotide messenger RNA. The record is from the annotation of a GenBank genome assembly. NCBI's taxonomy places the organism in Eukaryota, Metazoa, Cnidaria, Anthozoa, Malacalcyonacea, Plexauridae.
UGCUUUUUAGUGCGCGUGCUCGGCAAGUUACUAGAGGCAUGCUCGCGGAACUUGCCGAGCACACGCAGUUGAUCAUUUUUUGCCCGGCCACCUGAAAAAAGUGGGUGCAUGAAAACGCAAGUUUCCAAACUGUUAAUUUACGACCGCCAGUCACUAUGUAUCUACUCUGUGUCUGUAUGUAUUUACUCUGUGUCCUAGCGAAAUUCAAAAUUUUGCAAUAGGAUAAGCCUGUUUAUAACCGGUUUAUUAGAAAACGAUUUCUGAUUGGUCAAUUUUGACCAGGUUACGGCUCGUUAACCAAUCAGCGCUUAAUUUGAUGACGAAUCAAACGUUGAAGUUGCGUAAGCAAUUUUAAUGGUUUUUCACUUGUGAAAGUUUUCGAGGCGUAGCCAAGUACUUUUUGCUUUGCAGUUAGAUUUAGUUAUCUAAAAGUAAUUUUUUAGCGUUAAAGAUGAGAGAAAUUGUACAUAUUCAAGCAGGACAAUGUGGAAACCAAAUAGGCGCGAAGGUAACACGGUUAAACUACAUCAAAAGUGUUUUUUAGUUGAAAGUUUUUUGCAAAAUGGCGUCACUUUUUUAGUUUUCAAAACCGUUUUGCUCUUUUUCUUUCAAUAGUUCUGGGAGGUAAUUUCAGAUGAACAUGGCAUUGAUCCUACCGGUACUUACCACGGAGAUUCUGACCUUCAAUUGGAAAGAAUCAACGUUUAUUACAACGAAGCGACCGGUAUGUUGCUGUGUAAAACGAUGAGUUUUUGCUACGGCUACGCGGCAAUAUUUUAAAAUAUUGUGUUUUUUUUAAGGUGGAAAAUAUGUCCCUAGAGCAGUCUUAGUCGACUUAGAACCAGGAACGAUGGAUUCUGUUCGUUCAGGGCCUUUUGGGCAAAUCUUUAGACCCGAUAACUUCGUUUUUGGUAAGUUUUAUGUUUUGAAAUAAAGACAAUGUGUCAACGUCAUUGGCAAAUAAUUAUCUUUUGUAUGCAAUGUUGUUGGAAAUAUUGAAAGGUUGCAAGUGCAUGCACUACAAGUUUCAGACUCAUCAAAUGAAAAAAAAUAUUAAUUUCCAUCGAUUAGAAUUUAAUAAUUUAUAGACUUAAUAGAUAGUUAUUAAUAGAGAGAUAAAAAUAUUCAAAUCUUGUUCCUCAAACGAUAUGAGACUUCAACGAAGUAAAUUUAUGAUUAUUUCACGAUAUUCGUGAUAUAGAAAAACAUUUUUUACGUAACUGCCAUCAUGGCCAAACGAGUUUGUGGACCUGGGGCAACAAAUAUUCUCUUUGAGGGUGCCCUUCAAACGUGAAUUUCAAAUUUGAAAUAUGACCACACCCAAUUUUUGGUGCCCUGUCAAAUUGGGACUGUCCUGUCUGCUGCCAUUUACCGGCAAACCAUAAAACUGUUUAAAACAUUUCAGGCCAAAGCGGUGCUGGGAACAACUGGGCUAAGGGACAUUACACCGAAGGUGCAGAAUUAGUUGACUCUGUGUUGGAUGUGGUACGAAAGGAGUCAGAAAGCUGCGAUUGCCUACAAGGUUUUCAAUUGACACAUUCUCUCGGAGGUGGAACGGGCUCCGGCAUGGGUACCUUACUUAUUUCAAAAAUUCGUGAAGAAUACCCCGAUAGAAUCAUGACCACAUUCAGUGUGGUACCGUCACCUAAAGUGUCGGACACCGUGGUUGAACCAUACAAUGCCACCCUUUCGGUUCAUCAACUGGUUGAAAAUACAGAUGAAACAUUCUGCAUUGACAAUGAAGCACUGUACGAUAUCUGUUUCCGUACGCUGAAGCUAACCACUCCGACCUAUGGUGACUUGAAUCAUCUGGUAUCCGCAACCAUGAGUGGCGUGACGACCUGCCUGCGAUUCCCUGGCCAGGUAGGUGUAGUGUAAUACGUUUUCAGUGGUUACUUCAUUGAAGCAUGAGCGUGGGUCUUUAUAAAUGCAAAUGUCACAAUUGGUUAAGAGUUAACAUUUAUGUAAUUUCAAAAUGUAUUUUAUUACAAUAGUUGAACGCAGACCUGCGUAAGUUGGCGGUGAACAUGGUACCAUUCCCGCGACUUCACUUCUUCAUGCCUGGCUUCGCGCCACUCACCAGCCGUGGCUCCCAGCAAUAUCGUUCACUUACCGUGCCAGAACUUACCCAGCAAAUGUUCGACGCAAAGAACAUGAUGGCAGCUUGUGAUCCCCGUCAUGGUCGAUAUCUUACCGUUGCUGCAAUGUUCCGUGGCCGCAUGUCCAUGAAGGAAGUUGACGAACAAAUGUUGAACGUCCAGAACAAGAACAGCUCCUACUUUGUGGAAUGGAUCCCCAACAACGUGAAAACUGCAGUCUGUGAUAUUCCUCCCAGAGGUUUGAAAAUGUCGGCUACCUUCAUCGGUAAUAGCACUGCCAUCCAGGAAUUGUUCAAGCGAAUCAGUGAGCAAUUUACAGCUAUGUUCCGUCGCAAAGCUUUCUUGCAUUGGUAUACUGGAGAGGGCAUGGAUGAAAUGGAAUUCACUGAGGUAAAUAGUGCAUCAAAUUUCCGAGAAUACUCUCAAGAAAACUGGUACUGGCCUACUGGGUUUUCUUGUGCUGCCCUUGUGUUUUCGUUCCAACAAAUCAUGAAAUACUCUAUGUUUCCUAGGCUGAAUCAAACAUGAACGACUUGGUUUCCGAAUAUCAACAAUACCAAGACGCUACAGCUGAAGAAGAAGGAGAAUUCGAUGAAGAAGAGGGUGAAGAAGAAGCAGCCUGAAAUGAACGAUUUGAUUGAAACGGAUUUUUACGGAUAAAGAAAAUAAAGCAUAU